This is a messenger RNA of Culex quinquefasciatus (southern house mosquito), 2103 nucleotides long. RefSeq lists its product as uncharacterized. The transcript is spliced from 3 exons. The record is from RefSeq and is a predicted model, not a curated record. The coding region runs from base 207 to 1070 and encodes 287 amino acids. NCBI's taxonomy places the organism in Eukaryota, Metazoa, Arthropoda, Insecta, Diptera, Culicidae.
GGGUUACACGAUUGAGAUAGGGUACAAUUCAUUAACGAUCGUUGAAGUAUAACGAACUCUCAAGAGACGCAGCAGGAGCAGCUCAUCGAGCCCAGUGUGUCAGUGCCAAGUGCCAGUUCUUCUAAAGAGACUUUCAGUCCUAGAACGUGAACGUUCUGUGAAGUGAUCAAGGAACAGCGCAAGCAACAAACAAAACAAGAAUAAUCAUGAAAGUGUUUAUCGUGACCGCAGUGCUAGUGGCCUGUGCCAUGGCCGCCCCAGCCCCGGCUGAGGAAUCCUCGAACGCCGGAAACGGGCUCCAGAUGGCGCUCAAGUACUUUGGCAGCUGCCUCGACGCCGACGAAAUGGGAACCUGCUUCGCGGUGAAAGGAAUUACCGCCCUGAACCGUGCUGCCCGUGCCAACAACAUUGAAAUCGUGCCCGGUGUAACCUUCAUGAGAGACCCGAGUGCCCCUGUUGACCGCAUGGGCAAGUCCGUGUCGGAGAACGAAAUCGUGAGCUCGCUGCCGGCUGGAGAGGAGAAGGGAGAUGCCCUGUUCGAUAUGGCCAUCGAGUCCGCCAAGCGUCUGUUCACUGCCCGCUCGAUCCAGUUCAAGCUGCCGGAGGAAGCCACCGAAACCAUUGCCCGCUCCAUCGAGGAAGGUAGACUGCUGAAGAAAGGCAAGAAGCUGAAGAAGAUCCUGGGCCCGCUGGUUCUGGCUAUCGGAGGCAAGCUGUUCGCUCUGCUGCCCCUGCUCCUCGGAGGAGUCGCUCUGCUGGCCAUCAAGGCUCUGGUUGUGUCGAAGAUCGCUCUGGUCCUGGCUGUCGUCCUUGCCGUCAAGAAAUUCCUGGGAGGUGCCGUUGAAGGAGCCAGCACUCUGGGUCUGCUGUCCAAGGCCGUCGGAGGUGCCGCCGCUGGUGCCCUCGGAGCUGGAGCCCUUGCUGGAGCUGGAGCCGCAGCUGGCGGCCAGGGCUGGUCGUCGGGAGCUGGAGCUAGCGGAUGGUCCCAGGGCAAUGCCCAGUACCCGUACGCUCGUAGCUACGACACCGCCCAGGACCUCGCUUACAGCGCCCAGGCCCCGAAGGCGUAAAGCCCGCUCGAAACGCAACGAAACCAUAUUAGGUUAGGAACUAUCCACCUCCCCCCAGCCCCCCAAACUAUCCACUAAUUCUAGCUAGUCUGUACCACUGUCUACCACUUUGCACACCUGUCGGUGGGACCCCCAAAAGCCCCACCCAACCUCCUUCCGCGCCCCUUGCGCAUCUCUAGUCUUUAGUCUCUAACCAACAACCAAUUUCACGAACCGCGAACCGAGUCAGAAAGCGAGACACCCACCCCGCGCCCAUCGUUGACGAGUCUACGUCUAGUCCGAACCCCGUCGCGCCACAGCAUCUUCUUCACAAAACCCACCACACAAAUUACCCCUCUAAUCGGUUUCUCACCACACACGACAGCACCGGCUAAUCACCGCCUCUUUCUCUAUACACACCACACCUCUUCCCCUCCACCACUUUGGUGCGCGCGCCCAACUGUCAAAAACAAAAACAAUCACGGGACACGGUACAGGACCAAGGCUUGCACAACGAUAGGUAAGCCACCGCGUAAUUUGUACAUACACGUCACACGCACCGCGAGAAAGUUGCUAGAAUUUGCACCACAAACACACAACCAGAAACGGAAACAUGGUGGCGCUCGACUUUUCGCAACAACAAAAAUCUUUAUUAGGUAAACAACUGCCCCCCUUAAUUUUCACUACUCGCCCUGAGUACCUUCCCCUUUAAGUAGUGUUUUAUUAGUGUUUAGUAAUUUAUUUGCAAAACAAAACCGCGAGCGAGAUACCGGGAGAGAACAAAACGAGAGUGUAAGAGAGAGUAAGAAGAAAAAAAACAAGAAAAUGAUCGAACACGUGUAAUUAAUUUAUUUAAUUUAUUAAAAAACCCCCCGCGAUAACUCGAAGUAGUUUAAACGCAUAAAACCCAGCCACCGCACGCCACACAAACCACAACCAUGCAACAGCCAGCACACGCGCAAAAAAAUUCGACUGUAUAGAUUAUUGCUUAAUUUAAUUUGAUUUUGACAUCGGCUUGUGUGUGUAAAUGUAAAGUGAGUGAAACAAACAAACA